AUGGCAGAAAAGCGCGCCGAAUCCAUUGAGAUGGCGCCACCAGAUGGCCAUCAUGGCUGGACAGGCGACACCUCUGCUGAGGCUCGCGCCGCCACAGAGGCAGAACAUUCCCUCAACAUCCGCCAGGCCAUCCAGAAAUACCCCAAGGCCUGUUUCUGGUCCUGCGUUGUGUCGCUAGUAAUCAUCAUGGAUGGUUACGAUACAGCCCUCCUCGGGUCACUCUUCGCCUUUCCCGACUUCCAAAAGCGCUUCGGCAUUGCCAAUCCUGCCAAGCCAGGUACAUACCAGCUCGAGCCUAAGUGGCAGACAGCUCUUGGCCUGGCUAGUUCCCUGGGAGGCAUCGUUGGUAUUUUCUUCAACACGUGGAUGACGGAGAGGAUCGGACACAAAAAGACACUUCUGAUCUCUUUAUUCUGGUUGGCUGGAACCAUCUUCAUCUCCUUCUUUGCCCCGUCAGUCGAGGUUCUGUUUGUUGGUCAACUGCUUUGUGGGCUAGGAUGGGGUGUCUUCACCACAAUGGGGCCUGCGUAUGCCUCUGAAGUCGCGCCGGUUGUCCUUCGUGCGUACCUUGAGACCUACGUUGUCCUAUGCUGGGGCAUUGGUCAGCUCCUCUCUUAUGCUGUUCUGGACUCACUUGUUGGUAACAAGAGUAUCUGGGCCUGGAGGAUUCCCUUUGCCGUGCAGUGGGUAUGGCCUGUUAUCAUCGCACCUCUGAUGUUCUUCUGCCCCGAGUCUCCUUGGUGGCUGGUCCGCAGUGGAAAAUUGGAAGAAGCCAAGAAAUCCCUGAAGAGGCUUACAUCAAUGUCAGACCAAGAGCUUCAGAACCAGCUAUCUCUCAUGGUGGAAACAACGGAGCUGGAACGCAGCAUCACAGAGGGAGCUUCGUAUCUCGACUGCGUCAGGGGCUCCAACCUGUGGCGCACGGAAAUCGCAUGUGUUGCCUGGGCGAGUCAAGUCCUCGUUGGCUUUGGUGUCUCCUCAUAUGCCACUUACUUUUUCGAACAAGCCGGCAUGUCGACCAAGAACGCUUACAAGUUGACUGUUGGCCAAGGCGGUCUUCACUUUGUCACCGUCCUUCUGUCCGUUUUCAUCGUCGCGCGACAUGGACGGCGAUCGAUUUACAUUUGGGGCUGCCUCCUUAUGUCCGCUGCCAUGUUUGUGAUUGGCUUCGUAGCUAUCCCAAGCCAAAGUAGUGCCACAGGAGGUGUGUCUGCAGCCUUCUACUACGUCUGGUACUCUACCUACGAGAUGACCAUUGGUCCGAUUGCCUACAUCAUCGUCGCCGAGGUCUCCUCUACGCGCCUUCGCUCCAAGACAAUUGGUCUCGCUCGUAAUGCCUACAACGUCAUCAAUAUUGCGGCCACAUGCGUUGUCCCUCAUAUACUGAACCCCACUGCUGCAAACUGGAAGGGUAAGUCUGCUUUUCUGGCUGCGGGCUUUUGUAUCCUCUGCGCCGUUUGGGCUUGGUUUCGUCUUCCUGAGCUAAAGGGUCGCACGUACGAGGAGCUCGACAUUUUAUUCACUAAAGAUCUAAGUGCUCGGGAGUUCAAGGGCUACGAAUUCGAUAAUAAUAUCGACAUUGAUGAGAAGCUGGGUGUUGAGCAUAAAGAAUGA
Fusarium proliferatum ET1 is the source of this 1614-nucleotide messenger RNA. Its product is annotated as putative maltose permease (MalP). Gene Ontology annotation, molecular function: carbohydrate:proton symporter activity. The coding region runs from base 1 to 1614 and encodes 537 amino acids. Gene Ontology annotation, cellular component: membrane. NCBI's taxonomy places the organism in Eukaryota, Fungi, Ascomycota, Sordariomycetes, Hypocreales, Nectriaceae. Gene Ontology annotation, biological process: carbohydrate transport; transmembrane transport. The record is from RefSeq and is a predicted model, not a curated record. The transcript has a single exon.